CUCAGCCCUCCACUUAGGAGGUUUUCUCAUGGUCUGCUGUCCAGUAACUGGACUUCUUUUUGGUCUUUUCAAUCUUAAAACUCAACAACUAAAGCGAAGAAACGAAACAAACUGAAAAAGCAACUUGAACUAGUUGUGAAAUACCUUGAAGACCAGCAAGAACUACAGUUUCUGGAAAGUUUGAGAUGUCCCCAGCAUCUAAACAUUAAAUUAUAUAAGUGUUAGCCAGUCACGUGGACACUCUGUUGUACACCACUUGUCAUUACGGACUACAGGAUCGUGGAGGGGGGAACGACACAGCCACCGUGGUCAUUCAGGUGAUGGACUUUGACAACCAGAACCCCUACUUCAGCUACAACCUCUACCACACCUCUAUUCCAGAGAACCAGGAGGGUUUCCUGACAACUCAACCAGAGGCAAUAAAAGCCCAGGAUGGCGACCUUGGGAUCAACAUGAGUGUAAUUUACAGCCUCGGUGCAGUGUUUCCAGACGUCUAUGAGAAGAACUUCAAUGUUAAUGCGAUCAGUGGAGUUCUGUCAGUGACAACCAAAAUCGACAGAGAUUUGAUGAACAGUUCUGUGAUCCUCGUCACCAUCAAGGCAGCGCAGACAGACGACAUCACGAAGACAACCCAGGCUCUGGUGAACGUUAUGAUUGAGGACGUGAAUGAUAACCCUCCAGAGUUUGAACAGUCUCAGUACUCAGUGACCAUUCCAGAAAAUUCUCCUGUUGACUCUAUUCUUCUCAAAGUCAUCAUCACUGACCUGGAUUUGGGUGGGUUUGUGGGAAAUCUGACGAUCCUUCCAGAAUCAGCUCCUUUUGCCAUCAGCGAUGACGGGACAGUUAGAGUGACCAACACCACAGCUCUGGACCGAGAAGCCACUGAUACCAUCACGUUUCAGAUUGAAGCAAAUGAAACGAGUCCACCACACCACUUUACCACAGCGGACGUCAGGGUCCGACUCCUGGAUGAGAAUGACAACAGUCCAACAUUCACCAGCACCAAGUAUGAAGGAAGUGUCUUUGCAAAUCAAACUGAGGGAAUGUUUCUGCUGCAGGUUAAGGCAGAAGAUCCAGAUGCAGAUGAAAAUGGGCGGAUCAAAUACUCAAUUGAUUUUUGGAACACCGACAGCUACUUCGCCAUCGACGAAAACACUGGAAACAUCACGCUGAUUAAACCCAUUCAAAUGGGGGAGAAUAAAAUUCAGAUGUUUACUUUCUACGUAACAGCCACAGAUGGAGGUGUUGCGCCUCGCUCUUCCUCAGUACAGGUGGACAUUCGAGCUCCUGGAAAUUCAAAUCCACAAUUUUUACAAAAACGCUACAUUGGCACCAUAGAAGAAGAGCAGAACCCCGGCACUUUAGUCCUGCAGGUUAAAUUCCAGGCAGUAGCUUCAGAGGAUCUGAUGCUCCACGUUAACACACAAAACGAUCUGUUCAACAUCUCAUCCAGUGGUGAAUUUAUCACGAAGAAGAAGCUGGACUACGAUGAGGGUCCGCACAACUACUCUGUGGAUAUCUCCAUCUCAGACGGCGUCAACAGCGACACCGCAGUCGUGGAGGUCCAAGUCACAGACAUCAAUGACAACAGUCCUGUUUUUGAGUCCAGUAACAUGACAACAGUCAUUCCAGAGAACCUCAAAAUCAGGUCCAAUGUUACUGUUGUUGGCGCCACAGACAAAGACAGCAGCUUCAACGGGGAGAUAAGGUACUCACUGAGAGGUGGUGAGGGGAGGUUCUCUGUGGAUCCUGUAUCUGCCGUGGUCCAUGUGGCUGCUGAACUCGACAGAGAGACCAAAGCAGAGUACAGCCUGCUGGUGGUGGCUGAAGAUCAGGGUCGUCCAGUCAGGUCGGCCACAGCCAGCCUGCAGGUCCGACUAGCUGAUGUUAAUGAUAACAAGCCAGUGUUUUCUCAGACUGAGUACCAGGCUGAAGUGUUAGAAACGGAGCCCCUGGAUACCUUCGUGCUCAAUGUAUCAGCUGUUGAUCCUGAUGAAGGUGCAAACGGGACAGUGACUUACAGCAUUCUCCAGCAAACUCCUCCUUCAGACCUCCCUGUCUUUGUGGUGAACUCUUCCACCGGGACCCUGCUGCUGGAUCAGCCUCUGGACUACAGUAGGGUGAACGGCUACACUCUGAUGGUGCAGGCCACCGACGGGGGGACGCCUCUGCUAGUUGGGAAAUGCUCUGUGGUGGUGAAAGUGAAAGACGUGAACAACAAUCCACCUCACUUCAGUCAGGAAAGAUACAAUGUGGCCGUCCCUGAGAACCUGCCCAGUGGAGCCUCCAUCCUGACCCUGGAGGUCACUGAUCGAGAUGAGGGAGGAUUCUCUAAUGGCUUCUUCGUCUACACCAGCGACACUUUUGACAUCAGCAAACAAGGUGUGGUUUCACUGAAGGAUGUGACUUUGGACCGAGAGACAAAGGACAGUUACAUAUUACAGGUGGUGGCAGUGGAUCAGGUCUCUGAUGGUCUGAACGCCACAGCUCAGCUCAACGUCACGGUCCUGGACUAUAACGACAACACACCGCAGUUCCCCGUCCUCCCGGACUCCCUGCCGAUCUCUGAGGGAAACUACUCCGAGACUCCAAGUGAGAUUUACACCAUCGUGCCCACAGACGCUGACCUCGGCCCCAACGGAGAGGUCACCAUCUCCCUCGCUUCACCACACCCCCUCUUCAGAUUCACAAAGAAUGGGACAUUGCUGGCUGUCGGCGUUCUGGAUCGGGAGAGCAGAGACACUUACGACCUGAUCAUUCAGGCCGUGGACAGAGGCGUCCCACAGAGAGAGAACUUCACCACCAUCAGAGUGAACGUCACUGACGUCAACGACAACCGACCGCAGUUCAACGCCAGCAGCUACGUCAGCAGCAUCCUGCUGAAAGACGCCAAGGAGGGGAAGCUGCUGCUGACGCUGUGCGCCACCGACAAAGACAUCGGCGACAACGCGGCCAUCGCCUACAGCUUCAUUGCCGGAAACACUCCAUAUUUGGCUUUAGAUGCAGAGACCGGGGCCGUGACCUUAACCUCUAACUUUACUGAGGUCACAAAGGACACGACACUCGUGCUGACCGCCAUGGCAGAGGACGGCGGGCAGCCUCCUCUGAACUCAACAGCCCAAGUCGUGGUCAAUCUCAAGAUUGCCAGUCUAGUGGAGGGCGUGGCCUUCCUCAGCCCCUCCUACAACCUCAGCGUGCCUGAGAAUCAGCCUGCGGGGGCGAUGGUGGGAAGAGUCACGGCGUCGUCAGGAAGCGACCUUUAUGAUGUCAGAUACUCACUGAAAACGUACACAGACCUGUUCUCCAUCAACACCAGCGGAGCCAUCCAGACAAAAACGCAACUGAACAAGGAAAGCCAGGAGUGGUACAUCCUGGAGGUGAAGGCGGUGGACACCAGGAUCCCCCCCACAUCAGCCGUGGCUACGGUCAAAGUUCAGGUGGAGGACAUGAAUGAGGCGCCACAGUUCAUCCCUGACAGCUACACGGCGUCCAUCUUCAGCAUCGCCCCGUAUAAAACGCCAGUCGUCCAAGUCCAGGCAUCAGACCCGGAUGUCGGGGACGAGACUCGGCUGAAGUACAGUCUGAUAAAGAAUACCAACUUUGACGUGGAGACGUCCUCGGGUCAGGUGUACGUGGUCUCUGUGAGCAGUCUGGCUGGGACGGAGGUCACACUGGAGGUGAUGGUUUCUGACCCCAAAGGAAAGCAGGCUACAGCCACAGUGGAGGUGACAGUAAAGGGCAGCGCCAGCAGUGACGAUGUUGUCACCAUCUCACUCAACCAACCCGCAAACGAUGUGGAGAAGAAACUUUCUGAAGUUGAGAUGUCUCUCAGCACCGCCCUCGGCUGGACAGUGAACAUCAUCGAGGUAUCAGCCACGAUCAGAGAAACUGUUCAGUCCAGAAUGUCAACGGCAAUUUCACUGACUUUGGUUAGCUUCAUCGCAUUUGACGGAGGGCAGGUCGUUUCACCACAAGACAUUACAAAGAAACUGCAGGACCAAUCAGCACUUGUAAAGCAGGAGCUGGAGAAAAUAUUUGGGGAGGGGCUUCAAUAUGACAUAGUGAAGAAGACCACAAGCCCUGCCUCCGACCAGACUACAGUCAUUGCUCUGAGUGUCAUGCUGGCGCUGAGCAUGUUAGGAUUAUUCAUCAUAGCUUUCCUGAUCAUCUGGUUCAGGAGGAAGAACAGAUUUAUGAAGGAGUUGGAUGGUCAGAGUUUGUACAUCAACCGAGACACUGAAGGUUCCACGAACUGGGAGCAGAGAAUUCCUGAAAACCCUAAAAAGGUAACACCACCCAGUCACAAGAAGGCGGAGACAGGUGUCAAGGAGACUAACAAAACCCUUCAGACAGACAGCGGGACGGAGGACAGACGAAGCUGCAGCACUGACAGCUGCACAUCGACUGUAUAAUCUGUUGGAGCUCAAACUGUUCCAUUAAAGGGUUACUUCAAAUCUUAUCACUCAGUGCCAGUCAGCUUUGGAGAGUUUGGUUCUUCUGCCACCAGGGGGCGAUGUCACUAAAUAUUUUAAGGCUAACAGCCAGGCUAAGUGGAAAAUCAUGGGUGUGUCACCUCUAACUUUCAGAUUCCUUAAGUUUUAUUCUCAGGCUGUUUCACAAAGCAGUUAAACACGAAAAAUAGCUCUUAAAUUUAUCAAAGGUUUGUUGUAGAUGAUUUUUAUCGCUAAUUAACUUGCCAGUGUUUUGAUAUGAGCUGCUAAACUGCCUCUGAAACACAA
This is a messenger RNA of Thalassophryne amazonica, 4739 nucleotides long. Its product is annotated as protocadherin Fat 4-like. The transcript has 24 exons. Bases 321 to 4412 code for a protein of 1363 amino acids. NCBI's taxonomy places the organism in Eukaryota, Metazoa, Chordata, Actinopteri, Batrachoidiformes, Batrachoididae. Gene Ontology annotation, biological process: homophilic cell-cell adhesion. Gene Ontology annotation, cellular component: plasma membrane. Gene Ontology annotation, molecular function: calcium ion binding. The record is from RefSeq and is a predicted model, not a curated record.